ACGCCAGCCCGGCAAGCAAGCGCUGCUCCCGCUGCUCCUUUCCCGGCUCUGCAGAGGCAUUUUUUUUGGGGGGGGGUCUUCCUCCUCCCGCCCCUCGCCUGCCAGCCAGCGAAGACCCGCCUAAAAUGACUUCGGUAUAAAUGCCACAGAAUGGCCUCCAAAGUAACAGAUGCUAUCGUCUGGUACCAGAAAAAGAUUGGGGCUUAUGAUCAACAAAUAUGGGAAAAAUCUGUUGAACAAAGAGAAAUCAAGGGUUUGAGAAACAAGCCAAAGAAAACUGGGCAUGUAAAGCCUGAUCUCAUUGACGUGGAUCUAGUAAGAGGGUCAGCCUUUGCAAAAGCAAAACCGGAAAGUCCUUGGACCUCCCUGACGCGAAAGGGAAUUGUUAGAGUUGUUUUCUUUCCUUUCUUCUUCAACUGGUGGCUACAAGUGACAUCAAAAGUUAUAUUUUCGUGGCUGCUUUUCCUUUAUCUUCUUCAAGUGGCUGCCAUCAUACUCUUCUUCACGAUACAAAGCCCUCAUAACAUACCUCUGACGGAAGUCAUCGGCCCGGCAUGGCUCAUGCUGCUCCUUGGAACGGUGCACUGCCAGAUUGUCUCCACACGGACCCCCAAAUCCUCCACAAACACCGGCGGGAGAAGGAGGAGGAAAUUAAGGAAAGCGGCCCACUUGGAAGUACAUCGCGAAGGGGAUGGCUCUAGCACGACCGAUAACACCCAGGAAGGAACCGUCCAGAGUUAUGGCACCAGCACCUCUUCUAGCCUUGGCGCUGUCUUCAAGGAACUCUGGCACGCUACUUUCUUUUUAUCAGGAGCCAAAAAAGCAAAGAACUCCAUAGACAAAUCCACCGAAACGGACAACGGGUAUGUUUCCCUUGAUGGGAAAAGGACAGGGAGAAACAACGAAGAUGCUUUACAAUCCCACGAACCCCUUUCUGAGGUCAUCCGGUCAGAAGAACCCGGCUGGAAUAUCGGAACUGCCCGAAGUACAUGCAACACUUCGAAUCAUAAAGACAGUCACCGAACAAUGACAAAUAUAUCGGAUGAAGUUUCUAGUGAGGAGGGGCCGGAAACCGGCUACCCUUUACGACGGAAUGCCGAACGCGCUUCCAGCGAUUGUGCGUUUCGAAACAAGAAAUCUCACCAUUAUAAGAAACAUUACCCCAUAGAGGACGUCCCCAAAUCGGGCACCAGCUGCAGCUCGAGGUGCUCAAGUUCCAGGCAAGAUUCCGAAAGCACCAGGCCAGAAUCGGAGACGGAAGACGUCCUGUGGGAGGAUUUUUUGCACUGUGCCGAAUGUCGUUCAUCCUGUACCAGCGAGACCGAUGCCGAGAAUUCUCAGGUCAACUCUUGUAUGAAGAAGGAAUACAGAGACGACCCCUUUCAUCCGGUGAACAAUUACGUUCCAGGAAUCGGCUAUCAGAUUUUUGGCAACGUGGUCUCCUUAAUCCUGGGAUUAACACCGUUCGUAUUUAGACUUUCCCAAGAAAAAGACCUGGAACAUUUAGCUACGCAUACGGCCACCGAACUCUACGCUAUUGCCUUCGGGUCAGAUGGAAACAUAAUGGUGAUCUCCAUGGUCAUCGUGUGCUUCGUAGUGCGUGUUUCCCUGGUGUGGAUAUUCUUCUUCCUUUUAUGCGUGGCUGAGAGGACUUACAAGCAGAGAUUGCUUUUUGCCAAACUUUUUGGUCAUUUAACAUCUGCCAGGAGAGCUCGGAAGUCAGAAGUUCCACAUUUCCGGUUAAAAAAAGUCCAGAAUAUUAAAAUGUGGCUUUCCCUUCGCUCCUAUCUAAAGAGACGAGGCCCUCAACGUUCGGUGGACGUAAUCGUUUCCUCUGCUUUCUUGCUGACCAUUUCUGUGGUAUUCAUCUGCUGCGCACAGCUGCUUCACGUCCAUGCGGUCUUCCUUGACUGCCAUUAUAACUGGGAACUGGUCAUAUGGUGCAUUUCAUUAACCCUUUUCCUUUUGAGAUUUGUGACGCUCGGAUCCGAAACAAGCAAGAAAUACAGCAAUACGUCCAUAUUGCUUACUGAACAGAUAAACUUGUACUUGAAAAUGGAAAAGAAACCGAACAAGAAAGAAGAGCUAACAUUGGUCAACAAUGUCUUAAAACUCGCGACGAAGUUAUUGAAGGAAUUGGAUAAUCCCUUCAGAUUAUACGGAUUAACAAUGAAUCCUCUGCUCUACAAUAUAACACAAGUUGUUAUCCUGUCCGCCGUUUCGGGCGUAAUCAGCGACUUGCUCGGAUUUAACCUAAAGCUUUGGAAGAUCAAAUCCUGACCCUCUUCCAAGACUGUGGAUGCCCACGUUGUGCUGAAGAAGACAACUGAGAAAACUGAACUGCCUCCGCCGCAGCGGAUUCGCAAACUCUUUACGGACAUCCUCGGAGGGAGAGAGAGAGAGAGAGAGAAAAUAUAUAUAUACAAAACCCCAAAGUGUUUACAACUGACAGUCUAGUGCAAUCUGAAUAUUUAUUUUACCUUUUCGAUUUCUUCUUCUUCUUUUUUUUUUUUUUAAGGAAAUGUUCGUUUUAGCUGACAGUGUGUUUGGUCGUGGGUCCUCAACGGGCUUUUGUUGCCGAAAGGGUCAAAAAUAUAUAUGUAUAUAUAUAUAUAUAAAAUAUACAUAUUUUAUAUAUAUAUCUAAAAUGGAACUAUCUCGAUCCUCGAGAUUCUGGUUGUGUGUCCUCUUAAAACGAGUCAAAUUGGCUUCAUGGAUUUGUGAAAGAACGAGGCCACUUUUAAGCUAAAAGUCGUUCUUGUUACAGCAAAGUCGCGCGGAAGUCACUUUAUCGAAUAAAGUAUUACCAAGUAUUUAGAACGUCUUUAUCUACCGCCCUUGAGAAGACGGGCGUCGGCACACCAGCAUAUUGUCCCUUACAGUGGAAAACUACGCUUAACUGUAAUGACAACGCGUUACGCCUGAGAGAGCUAACAGAGAGGAAUAAAACUGUUUUGCAUCAAUGCAAAAAUCCAGCAGCUUUCUUAACUCAAGAGAUUCCAGGAUCCAUAUGGGAACUGUUGUUUGAACAUGAACCAAAUUUCAAUAAGGUGUUACUGAGCAAAUCAACAAGUGCUCUUUCACGAUGUUGUUGUUAUUAUUUUUUUUUAGCUGAGCAAUAAUUGUAAACUGUUACUACACUGUAAGAUAUUUUGAUAAAAAUUAGCUGUAGUAUUUAUUUGAAAACGUGGAGCUGUUUGGCCAGCUCUCUGCCGCUCAGUAUGUGCACUUUUGUGGUUUUAAUAACUAUAUAUAUAUAUA
Pantherophis guttatus is the source of this 3261-nucleotide messenger RNA. The record is from RefSeq and is a predicted model, not a curated record. NCBI's taxonomy places the organism in Eukaryota, Metazoa, Chordata, Lepidosauria, Squamata, Colubridae.